GGAAGUUUUGACGGUCGGAUUAGAAGGGAAGGGGAGAAUAAUAAACAUUUUUAGAUAGUGUUGUGGGAAAGCUGUAACCCUGCAAUGUUUCGCGGACUUGGGAGCUGGCUCGGGCUGGACCCGGAGCAGGAAACACAAAAAACAGCAGAGAAGGAAACAGGAAGGAAUGAAGAAGAGACUAGAAGCGCGGAACCAGGAGACGGGGAAAAGUUGAAAAGCGCUGGGGAAGAUGGGCAGUCUCAGCAAGAGGCAAAUGAGUCAGACGAGGCCCUCAUAAACCAGGCCAAAGGCUUUGGCAGUUACCUUUUAAACUUUGCUUCUGUUGCUACAAAAAAGAUAUCUGAAUCUGUAGCCGAAACGGCUCAAAAUAUCAAGAAAUCGGUUGAGGAAGGAAAAAUCGACGGUUUAAUUGAUAAGACGAUCAUUGGUGAUUUUCAAAAGGAGCAGGAAAAAUUUGUACAAGAGAUGCAUUUUAAAAAGUCAGAAGCUGCGGUUGCUCCUUGGGUUGGUUAUAAUGAAGAGGAAACCAUUCAACAACAAAUACUGGCCCUAUCUGCAGACAGACGCAAUUUCUUAAGAGAUCCCCCCGCUGGAGUACAUUUUAACUUUGAGUUUGAGCAAAUGUACCCUGUCGCCCUUGUAAUGUUACAGGAAGAUGAGCUACUUAACCGAAUGAGAUUUGAUCUUGUCCCAAAACUCGUAAAGGAAGAUGUGUUCUGGAGGAACUACUUUUACCGUGUUUCUUUGAUUAAGCAGUCUGCACAGUUAACAGCCCUGGCAGCACAGCAGCAAGCAACAGGAAAAGCUGAUAAGAUUAAUAGCAUGCAAGAUGGCGGUGACUUAGAAGAAACUGUAAGGCCAAAGACUCCACCAGUGACUAUCAAGUCCCCACUUAAAAAUCCAGAGGAAGAAGAGGAGAUUUCUACAAGCCCAGGAGUGUCAGAGUUUGUGAGUGACGCUUUUGAUACAUGUAACCUCAACCAAGAAGACCUUAGAAAGGAAAUGGAACAGCUUAUUCUUGACAAAAAAGAUGAGGCUGAUAAACCAGAAGAAGAAACCGAGGACUGGAUAAAGGAGUUACAGGAUGUGGUUCAAGAAUAUGAGGUGGUGACAGACUCUGACAAAAUGAAGGAUGAAAAUUGGGACAAAGAGAUUGAGGAACUCCUACAAGAGGACUAACGUAAUGCUGAUCAGUUGGACUGUGUCUAUACUAUUCUCUUCCUACUCUAGUCAUUCCUUCAGGCUCUGCAAACCACAGAAUAAGAUCAUGGCUGUUUUCGCUAUGUACUGCUAAGGCGCUACUGUUUAGAACUAGCAAUGGAAGAUUAAGUGCUAUUAAACUGAAGUUCUGGGAAGCCCUGUGAAGCCCUGUCUCUUCUGGAUUGUGACUGUAAUAAUCUAUUUUAAAAAGCACUUCACAAUGUAACAACACAGCGGUCUUAUUCAUUUAUCUGGGAUAUGGACUGAAGUAGAGCUGACAUGUAAUUUAACGUAUUUAUUUCCAGCCUGGGAAGAAAGUCUUUGCCAGAGAGGCGCCGGUGGUUUCAUCAUAUAUAUGUCUCUCUAGUACAAGUAAAAGCUAAAAGACCAAGUAUUUGCCACAGAGGUGUGUGGUGCCAAAUUAUUGGAACACGAUUUCUUUUUCACCAUUCAAAACGAAGCAUUUGUUUUCCAUUCCAAUACGUACAAAAUGAGUGAGGCCUGGUUCUAUGUGAUUUGAAAGGUAUAUGGUAUCCUGUCUGGAUUUGUUUGUUUCUUGGGGGGUUUUUUUUUUUGGCCCAUAUUUUUGUUUUACCCUGCCAUAAAGAACAUUAUACCUGAUUUUAAUCAAUUAAGAUUUUCCUCUGCACAAGUUUAAAUGUAUAUUCCAGUUUGGUUUAUGAUCUGUUUAUACAGACAAAUAAAUAAUUUAUGGUA
Molecule: messenger RNA, 1917 nt
Organism: Xenopus tropicalis (tropical clawed frog)
Lineage: Eukaryota; Metazoa; Chordata; Amphibia; Anura; Pipidae
Gene: syap1
Product: synapse associated protein 1
Biological process (GO): TORC2 signaling; positive regulation of fat cell differentiation; cellular response to insulin stimulus
Source: RefSeq, marked provisional